Phyllopteryx taeniolatus (common seadragon) is the source of this 27965-nucleotide messenger RNA. It is a transcript of the gene syne1a, whose product is annotated as spectrin repeat containing, nuclear envelope 1a. Lineage: Eukaryota; Metazoa; Chordata; Actinopteri; Syngnathiformes; Syngnathidae. The transcript is spliced from 148 exons. Bases 216 to 26879 code for a protein of 8887 amino acids. Gene Ontology annotation, molecular function: protein binding. Gene Ontology annotation, cellular component: membrane. The record is from RefSeq and is a predicted model, not a curated record.
CAAGCCGGCACUGCACUGCACACACACACACUUUUUCCACACUCCUGAUCUGCUUAGCAGGCAGGAAAAACACUCUUACUGCAGGACAGGAGGACAUUUAGGUAAAGAAUCAGCCUCAAAGCAACAGUUUCAAAGGAGCUCCUGGCUCCCAGAAGAGUUAACAGCAAGGGCAGGAGCAAGGGCAAGGUGAGGCCACCCUUAUUUUUUGGGGGUGGAUGUCCUCCCGACUACCCCAUGAGAGGCCCAGUCCGGGCUACGACAUGGCGAGACGAGUGGAGGGCGACACCUCCCCGAAAAAGAACAUACCGUUCAACCUUGUGACAGGCUUCUACCUCUACCUCCGUGACGAGCAGGAGGCUGUGCAGAAGAGGACGUUCACCAAAUGGAUCAACUCCCACUUGGCCAAGCAUAUUCCGCCUCUGGUCGUGACCAAUCUGUUUGAGGAUAUCAAGGACGGUGUGAAGCUGCUCGCCCUGCUGGAGGUCCUCUCUGGACAAAAAUUGCCAUGUGAGCAGGGCAGGAAGUUAAAGAGGAUCCACUGGGUUGCAAACAUCGGCACCGCUCUCAACUUCCUCCAGGGCAGGAAGUCUGCCUACAGGGGAUCACCGAUCAAGCUGGUGAACAUCAACUCCACAGAUAUCGCCGAUGGUCGACCAUCAAUCGUCUUGGGUUUGGUGUGGACCAUUAUCCUCUAUUUCCAGAUUGAGGAACUGACCUUCAGUCUCCCAGCAAUCCAGGCCCCGUCGGACAGCUCCUCCUCGCUGAACGGCUCCGCCAGCAGCACCGAGACUGCCAGCCCACCCGUCAAGAAGAAGCCCCUGGCCCCCGUGCAGGGCGGCGCUCGGAAGGCCCUGCUCAAAUGGGUCCAACAGACAGCCACGAAGCGUUUAGGAAUCGAGGUGAAAGACUUCGGUCCCAGCUGGCGGACAGGUUUAGCGUUCCUUGGCAUCAUCCACGCCCUUCGGCCCAAUCUAGUAGACGUGGAACGUUCAAGAAGACGCUCCAACCGAGAAAAUCUGCAAGAAGCUUUUCUGCUAGCUGAAACACAGUUGGGAAUAGCACAACUUCUUGAACCUGAGGACGUGGAUGUGGACAAGCCUGACGAGAAAUCCGUCAUGACGUACGUGGCCCAGUUCCUGAAGCAUCAUCCUGACCGAGAGCGCGGCGCCUCAGAGGGACGAGCGGCAGAAGAAGAAGACGAUGAGGAGGCGUCUGUCCCGCAGCAUGGCCUCGCUCCUCGUGAUAUCGAGGAAAUGUUGGAGAGAGAGCAGCGAAAGAGCCUGAGGGAGUUUAAAAUGUGGCUGGACCAGCUGGAGAGAGAUGUGCUGCACGCCCAGGAGACUGAGCCCAAUCUAGCUCUACAGUACCAGUUGUUCAAGAGUCUGCGUGUGCAGCUGGAGAUGCAGAAGAAGCAAGUGGACGAUUCUUUAAAGUCCAUGCAGAAGGACGGAAUGCUGACAGUAGAUCAGGCUCUCGUCAAGCAAGCUUGGGAAAGGGUCUCCAACAGGCUCCUGGAUUGGCAUCUGCUGCUGGACACGUCCCUUCCUGCUCCUUUGGAUGCGCUGGGGGCCUGGCUGCACCACACCGAAGGAGCCCUGCGACAAGAUGUUUCCGCACAACAAGACGAUGACGAGGCAAUCGGCGGCAAAGCCUCGGAACGACACGAGGACGUGUUGAAGAGCCUUGAGGCUCACCAGCAGGUCUUUCAGAGGGUCCAUAAGGACAGAAGUAUCGAUGGUGUCCCCGUGCCACCAGAACACCUACAAGACAUGGCCGAAAGGUUGAAUUUCAUCUCCACAACUUGCAGCGUCCAGCUGGCUAAGAUGGAAUUCCUGAAGCACAAACACCACAUGGAGACCUUUCUCACGGAAGCGGAGUCCCAGCUCAAAUCAUGGAUCGUCCAAUACGGCCGACAAGAGUGUGUGGAGCAGAUGCUACGUGAUUAUGUUGUUUUUGUGGAGAAGCGGUAUUUCUUUGAAAAUUACAAGAUUUUGUACCAGUCAUUGAAAAGUGCUGGAGAGGAUUACAUCAGCGCUGACAGCUCAGCUGACGAGGGCGAGACGGGGGUCACCCGCCUCGUGCGGGACGUGGCGUCCCAUUGGAGGAGCCUGUCAAUGGAAGUACGCAGCGUCAGGAGCAUGCUGGAGGAGGUGCUGUCUAACUGGGACCGCUACACCUCCACAGUGACCUCUUUCCAGGCUUGGCUGGAGGACGCGGAGGGAGCCCAGAGACAGCCGGAAAAUACAAAGCAGGAGUUCUUCAGGAAUCUCAGCCACUGGAUGGAUCAGCAUGCCGCCAUGAACGACGCAGGGAACUUUCUUAUCGAGACGUGUGACGAGACUGUGUCGUUUGAUCUCAAGCAGCAGCUACUUCUUCUCAAUGGACGUUGGAGAGAGCUUUUCCUUAAGGUCAAACAGCACACCCAAGUCGAUGAGUUGGAAAAGUGGCGAAAAGACCAUCUGAAGACAAGGUCGACUUUGACAGAACUUUUGGAUACAGCAGAGGCCAGGCUCAGCGCUCGUGUGCAAGUGUCUUUCCUCGGUGUACGAUCUUUUUUGCAAGAUGUGGAGAAUACCAAGCAAAAGGUUGUCGCCAUGGAGACGCAGUACAAGCUGGCCGGCCGCAGCGCUCAGCUCCUCGCCAAAGACGCGCCGCACGACGAGGCCGCCAGGGUCAUCGCGGCCAUGACGACCGCUAAAAGUCAGUUGAGCCAGGUGAGAGAGCUCUGUCCCACCUUAGUGAGGGAAUGUCACGCCCUUCUACCUUUGCUGGAGGAGAUGGAGAAACACAUCUCUGUCUUUUAUCAAGCCCUGGAGCGGGCCAGUCGUAUUACUGCCAGAGACGCAGAUACACUGAGCCCAACCCUGCACAGACACAAGUGGCAGGAAUUGUUGAACCAGCAGCAGAGUUGCAAACGGUGUCUGGCGGUGAUCGAGAGGAACCACCACACGGUGCAGAGGGCGCUCUCCAACAGCAAGGUGCUUCAAAACUUGGACACCGGCCUGCUGCGGAAGACAGUGGCUGAAGUACAAGGCUCGGCGCAGGCUCUGCUAAAGGAGGUCGGGGAGUGGAGGAGGCGCGAAGAGGCCAACAACUGUCUGAGGAGGAGGUUCGAGGAGUCCAGACAGGAUCUGGAGAGAGUGCUGAAGAGAGCGCAGGACUGCUUGGGAGAGACGGGGGUCGCCGAGGAGUUACUGAAGAAGCACACGGAUUUUUUCAGCCAGCUGGACCAGCGGGUGCUGAGCGUCUUCCUGAAGGCGUGUGACGAGCUGACUGACAUCCUACCAGAAGAGGAGCAACAGGGGCUGCAAGAAACAAUCCGCAGGCUGCACAAACACUGGAAGGACAUCCAGGGCGAGGUACCAUUUCACCUGCUGCGUCUGAAGGUAGAGGUGGAGCAGAGUCGAGUCGAUGCCGUCCUCCAAGAGUGCAGAGCAGAACUGGACAGAGAACUACACAUCUUUUCUGACUCCCCCAUCAGCGAAGAUGUGAUCAAAGAGCACAGAACGUUCUUCUGGGAACGCAAACCUCUGGCUGUGUGCGAGAAGCAGAUUAGGAACAUGGAGGACCUCUGUCACAAGUUGCCAGACAACGACGCCGCUUAUCGAAGGCUAGAUUCCACCAGGAAGGCUGUGGAGGACGUCGCAGAGCACAUCAGGAGCACCGGCGUCGGACUGGCGCAGCAUCCUGAUAAGUGGAAAGAAUGGAAUGAUAGAUUUUGUGAGCUUUCUGACUGGCUCUCAUCUCAGAGGAGGCACCUAAAGGAGAUGGCAAGAACCUCCGGCCAGGAGCAAGUUGAUGCUGCUGUGCAAGCAUUGCGAAAAGCAGGAGACGCCCCAGAAGAGAGCCUCUUGUGGCUUAAGAGUCGUCUCUCGAGCCUGACUGAUGUGAGCUCUGAAGCGGACACACAAAGACAGCGAAGCGCUCUCAUCAAACUCUCAGCCGACUUUAAGGAGCUGUUGUCCUCACUUUGCCAGGGAAGUGGCGAGGGCUCAGGUGCAUUCCAGUUCGAAGAGCUCCGGGAGGAGGUGCGCGGCGCACUGGAGGAGGUCUUGAGAGCUGGGAAGGAAGCCGGAGAGCAGAUCAGUAGGAUCCUGGAUGCGGAGGACCUGUGCGAAGCCCAGGAACUAUUCCUUAUUCAUCAGCAACACCUAAAACAACUCCAGGCUCUUAGAAGGGAGGCAGAUCUUUUGGUCUCCCACUCGCAGCAGCUCCAUACCGGAGAGGCGCUGAGUCACUCUGUGCACGAGCUGGAGGAACGUGUCCGAGAAGCGGACCUCCAGAUCAGCGCCAAGGAGCACGGCCUGCAGGCCACUUUGAGCUCCUGGCGGAACUUUGAAACCGAGUGGGAAAGACUUCAGGUGUUUAUCAGUGACAUUACAAUUGAGCUGCAUAAAGAGCUUAUAUUCAACAGUCUGGACAGCCUAAGGAGUGAACUGGACCACACCAAGGAGCUGUAUAUAAAGCUUGAGGACUGUUGCGUGAGAGCAGACACCCUCCUGGAGGAGGCAGCGGAUCUUCAGCUUGGUCCUAAGAAUCAAAUUGCUGUUCUACAUCAGGCCCAGUCCACCAGGGAAGCAGUCAAGCAGCUUCAAAACCACCUCAACAAGAAUGUUGCCCAGCUGGAGAGGACGUGCUCGUCGUGGGAGCGCUUCAACGACCAAUCGGUGAUGUUCUCUGCAUGGAUCAAUGAAAACCAGAGUGCACUGGAUGCCAUCAAGCUCACCUCACCCACAGAUAACUUGGACAAACACAUUGGCACUGUAGAGGCUGUGUCAGAAGGUUUAGAGGAGAGGAGACUAUCACUAUUCCACAUGCAGAACGACUGUGAGGCGCUGUCCAGGUUUGUGAGCCCCGGAGAGACCGGAUGUAUUCGGGCACGGCUCGCCCAGAUGAGGCGCUCCUGGGAAGAACUGAUGGAGAAAACAGAGCAGCUUGCGGGACAGCUCAACCAGAGCGCCUCCUAUAGGGAGAGGUGCUGCGAUAACCUGGAGCAGGUCAAGAAAACUAUGAAUGAUCUCAAAGAGAAACUUGACACACCCGUCAUAUUUUGCUCAUCAUCAUCACAGACGUACAAGAACCUACAGAGUCACGCGGAGGUGUGCCAGUCGGUGGAGCAGCUGAAGCCCAAACUGAUGGUUUUGUGUUCUGCUGUGAGGAGGCUGGGAGAGGGCACCAAGUUGGCGCAAGAAGUGCCUCAACUCCACAAGCUGCAAGGAGAGUUAUUGGAAAAGGCCAGCGAGAAACAAUCGACAUUAGAGAGCCUUCUAACACUGUGGCAAAGAUUUGAAAAGGAAAACUCGUCCAUGAAAAGCUGGCUGGAUGGUUGCGAGUGUGUCUGCUAUCCAGCUGACAAGUUGCUCUCUGCAGACAAGGUGAAGCUCACGAUGGAGCUACAACACAUUCAGGAAAUGCAGACUGAAACCUCCUCCAAUGACGCCCUACUUCAGGGUCUGUUAAAUAUCGUGCUCUGUCUCUCCCCGUCUGCAUCCGAAGCUCGAGUCCAAGAGCUAAAUGACGAUCUCACCCAACUGCAGGAGAGAUACAUCUCACUGAAGAACAACAUCACACACAGACGGGAGCAGCUGGAGUGUCAGUUGUCACAGCUGAAGCUUUUCACUGAAGCUCUUCUGACACUGAGCCAAAAGAGUGAAAAAUGCCCAACUGUCUUGAGAAGCUCUCUUCGGGUUGAUAUUACUGAUCUCGAUGGUGCCUUCACAGAGCUCAAGGAGCACGACUCUCGGUUAAAGGCUUAUUCUUCACUAAGAGAGGCUCUCCAACAAAGAGAGUCUGCCAUGCUUCCAUGCUCCACCCCAGAAGCUAAGCAGCAGCUCCAGGCCUGGAGAGAAGAUUGCCUACAACCCUUCGCUGAAUGUGAACGUCUGCUGCUUCUCCGUGAAAAGUGCCUAAAUGGGUUAAAGUCCUUCCUGGAGAAGCGUGAAACGGCAGCCGGGGCUGUCGGCCGGUUUCACGAGGACAUGGUGAGGAAAGGGAGCUGGGAUCCACUCAAAGCAGAAGAACUCCGCCGCCUGAUAGGAGAGGUCACGAGGGACGUAGCCCAGCUUGAGGCUGAGGCCGUGGGGUUGGACGGACACCUGAGCAAGGCCCACCUCCACCUGUGUGCCUCGAAAGACGUAGAUGGAAGAACCUCCUGCAGGGCUCAGGCCGAGGCCCUCGUCACAUCCCUGGAGGAGGCACAAAGCAAUUUGGGAUGGAAGCAGAGUGAAGCAGAUGCCCUCAGGGCAAUGUGGAGCUCGUUCAGGGGGAAGAAGGUGGAGAUAAUGAAUAAUUUGGAGACGUUGCAGUAUAGAACAAGAAGACAACAGGUGGUCGAAGAGAUCUCAAUGCAAGCAUUUAAAAACAGGCUUCGUUACUUGGCCCAGCUGGAGGAUGAGCUCCAGUCCCUCCAUCAGUCCCAGCAGUGGUUAGAGGAGAACGGAAGCCAGCUGGCCCAGAGGGACACUGAGCGGGCAGGGGAAGCCCUCAGAGAUGUUCAUGUGGUCAAGGCUGCCUGGGACUACGUCAUGACUCUCAUCACCAAAAGUCAGGAACAGAGUCGAGGGAUACUCGAUCUCCUGCACCGUUCCCAUCAGUUGAGGUCGAUCCUCAGUGCUUCUGUGGCGAAAUCCCAUGCACUUGCUCACAACCUGCCCGAUCACAACCACAAUGCUCAAGAGGCCAGGAGGUCCUUGUCACGGCAUGAGACGCUGCUGGGUGAGCUCAGAGAAAAGCAGGAGGACAUGGACCAGCUCAUCAGCACAGUGGAGGACCUGCAGAGAGAACUGGAUCACAUUCCUGACUGUGACACAAGCCUCAUCCACAGAGAGAUGGAGGCGUUAAGGGCACAAUGGUUAGAGGUUUCUGAGAAAAUUCAAACCAACACUGAAAGAUUGGGCUACUGUGUGACCCUCUGGGAUGAUCUCAAGCUGAUGGAGCAGGAAAUGAACCAAUGGACCACCGCCACCUCUAUCGCUGAACUCACCAACAGUGUCACCAACCUGAGCGACAACGACACAGAGGCCUGCCUCGUCGCCUUUGAGGCUGAAAUGGAGAAAAAGGAGCAGUUGCUGGACGCGCUGCAUGGGAGAGUUGGGGAGCUCAAGGAGCACACUAAACUGGAGGAAACUCCCUUACAAAUGCAGGUCCUGGAGUCCGAGCUGAGGAAGAAGUUGGUCCACGUUCAGGAGGUGUUCAACCAGGCCAAACACUCGUUGACCUACUUCACAUUCCAGAAGCAGCGUCUGGAGGACCUCAUGUCCCAGAUGACCGAGUGGCUUGAAAAUGUCGAGGCUUCCUUAUCGAGUCUCGAUGAAGCCACCUCCCCUGAUGCCAUCGGUUCUAUUAAGGGUCUCCAGGGUGUCGUUGAGCAGCAGAGGGCAGACAUGGACUCAGCCCGAGAGGCUCUGAGCGCCUUACGCAGGUCGCAUCCCUCUCAGGAGCUCUCUCGCCUCUCAGCCGACCUCACAGCCGUCGCCCAGCGCACCGAGGCGGUUGCCCAGUGUUGCGCCAAGGCCAGGGGCAGCCUGCAGGACGUGCUGCACCUCCACGUCAACCAGCUUUUCCAAGAAUUCCACUCCUGGCUGUCGGGAUUGAAGUUGGAGUUGAAAGAAUGCUCAAAUCAGUCAGGAGACGUUACCAUCCUUACAGCAAAGUUGGAAAGACUGAAGAAGUCAUCAACACAGUGGACGUCAGAAGGCGAGGGGCAUCUCUCUCGGGUUUGUGAGGAGGCAGAGAGGCUCCACCUCCACCUGCCAAAAGCCGAAGCAACGCAGCUCCAGGAGCACCUCUCCACCUGCCAGAGAGGAUGGGGGAGCUUCCUACAUGACAGUUCCCAAAGCCAACAAGACCUGGAGAAGAACAUUCAUCUCCUCAAAAGUUUUGAUGACGCUGUAGAAAAUGUCAGAGAAUGGCUUAAGGAGAUGGAGCUCAGCCUCAACAGGGAGUCUGUUGUUGAGGCAGACAGCCAACAAGGUGCCCCUGACCCCAAAGAGGAACUGGAGAGGGUGGAAAACCUCCAUAAGCAGCUUUUAGCGAGACGAGAGACUAUUGAGCGUGUCAUCCAGGACGCCCAGUCCUUGUCCGAAGCAGGACGCGGGUCUGGAGGAGAGGUCCGAGUGGCGGGCCGGCUCCAGAUGGAGCACCAGGCUCUGCUCAAAGCCGCUAGGGUGAGGCUGCGAGGCUGCCAGGAAAACCAGGCCUUUGGGGAGACCCUGCAGGGGGUGUGGGCCUGGUUAGAGGAGAUUCAGGAGAAGCUGGGCACGGUUGAUAGCACAAUGGGCACCAAGGAGCAGUUGGAGCAGAGACUGGAUACUGUGCAGGAUAUCCUGCUUUUGAAAGGGGAGGGCGAGGUCAAACUGAAUAUGGCGAUGGGUAAGGGCGAGAUGGCCCUGCGCAGCUCUGGCGCCGCCGGACAGGAAGUGGUGCACUCGCAGCUCCAGGAGGUGGAGGAUGCCUGGGCCACGCUGCUUGUGACUGCCAUGAGCUGCCACAGUCGACUUGAGUGGACCGUGUCCCAGUGGGCUGGGUACCUGGAAAACACGACCCAACUCCGGCGCUGGAUGGAGGCCGUGGAGCGGGAGGUGCACGCCUCCCUCGCCCCACAGCCGGGGCCGAGGGAGAAGGCCUCGCACCUGGAGAGACUGCGAGCCCUUCUGGCCGACAUGGAUGACCACCAGUUGGCCUUGUCCAGUCUGGAGGAAAAAGCCAGAGAACUCUUCAAGAAGACGGGUGACGUCGCUUUUAACCACAGCGCUCGAACGCAGCUGCAGGUGCACUUCGACGAGCUGGCAGUUUUGGUGGAGGAGAAAGUACGCCUGGCACAGAGCGUUGUGCUGGAACACCAGCAAUACUUGGAGGCUGUCCGGGAGCUUACUGAUUGGCUGAUGACCGCAGGGGAGGAGCUACAGCUUUGGUCAGACACAUCUGGAGACUCCGCCUCUAUCCAGAGGAAACUACAUGAAGUGAGGGAGCGCGUGGAGUGUCGACUCCUCGAGGGCCGCGAGCGCCUCGGCAUCGUGCGACGGACCGCGACGUCCGCGGCGGAGCACACGGCGGCGGGGGGCUGCGAAGCCAUGGACCGGCAGCUGGGGGCGCUGUCCCAGGCGCUGGAGCAAUGGGAGGGCGCUGCUCUGAGGGCCAGAGACGGCCUGGAGGGGGCACUUGCUUCCGCCGCCGCUUCCGAGGAAGAAUACGAGCGUCUGACCUCCUGUCUUGAAGACGAUUUGAAAGACCUGGAUGCUCGAGUCAGGGGGUGGAGCCAAGAUCUCAUUCGAGCCGAGGGACAGUGCAAUGGCGACGAAGCGGUGGCGGGAUGGCAGCUUGCUAAGGACAUCCUGGAGGGCCUGCAAAGCGUCGAGCCGAUGGCAGAGAAGUUGAAGGGUCAACUGAACGAGCUGGUGCAGUACUCCAGAGACUUGGGCUCCCAGUCCGACCGCGUCACCGCUCUCAUCAAGCAACACAACAGUCUCAGUCUUCGCGCAUCCAGGGAGUGCCAAAAUAAGGAGCGCCUGUUGGAGCAGCGCUUCCGUGCUGCCCUGCGAGACUUCCAGCAGUGGUUGGUCAACGCCAAGAUCUGCACCGCCAAAUGUUUCGACGUGCCGCAGAGUGUGGCAGAGGCCUCCACCGCCCUGCAAAGAAUACAAGAGUUCUUGAGUGACAGGGAGCACGGCCAGGCCAGACUGAGUACAGUGGGAGCCAGCGGGGAGCUGCUCAUGGCGGUGGUGUCCAAAGAGCGGGUUGAAGGGAUCAAGGCCAAAGUGGCAAACGCCAGAGAGGACUGGAAGAGCUUGAUGAAUAACCUUCAGAUAAGGGAGGAUGCGCUCAAGAACUUGCGGUGUCAGAUGACAGCUUUCGAGGCCAGUGCCGAGCCCCUGCAGGAGUGGCUCAACGGCGCCGAGGUCAGAGUUCAGGAGAGCAGCGCUCGGCUACACGACCUCUCGGCCAAGAAACAAGAGCGCGGCAAACUGCAGAGUGUCCUGGAAGAGAUGGCUAGUCGCGAUGCAGAACUGGGCCGCCUCAGGGAGAGAGCUCACGGACUCUGGGAGGGUCAGGCCGCCGGCAAGGGCUUCGUCCACCGAGUGUCCCAGCUGUCUGCGCAGUACUUGGCUCUCAGCAACUUGACCAAGGACAAGGCCUCCAGGAUUGAGCGAGUGGUAGGCGAGCAUCGCCUCUUCUCUGAGGGUCUUAAAGAGCUCCAGGAAUGGGUGUGCGAGGCCCAGAGGGUCCUUGGCACCUGCACUUCCACCACCUCUGAUAAAGCUGAGCUAGAGGACAGGAUGUUACAGCUUGAGGCCUUGCUUGCUGCCCGCCAAGAGCGGGAGAUCCAACUAAAGAUGCUGCUUACCAGGGGUGAAGCCGUUCAGAGAAACACGUCGGCCGAGGGCGUCCCGGUGAUCCGCAAACAGAUCCAGGACCUCAAGGAUUCGUGGGACUCCCUGCUCUCUGCUUCUAUCAAGUGCAAGAGCCAACUGGAGGGCGCCUUGUCACAGUGGACCAGCUACCAGGAAGACGUGGGUCAGUUUGUGCUCUGGAUGGACCGCGUCGACGAAACACUGAGUUGCUCACACAGACAGUACUCGGAAAUGAGAGACAAGACUGCAAACCUGGGAAAGACUAAGCUUCUGUAUGAAGAAGUGCUGAGUCACAGUUGUCCUCUGGAGACCAUAGCAACAAAGGGGGCCAACAUGGCGGAACACUGCAGCACGCAGCUGGAAGUGAAGCAGCUCAAGAGCAGAUACAUCACACUGGAAGAAAAGGCCAGCAAUGCAGUCAAUAAGGCCAAGGGGCUGGUUCUGAUCCACCAGGAGUAUCAGCAAGGACUGCAUGUGUUUGAAGAUUGGCUGGAGCGGGAGCAAUCCACUCUGAUGUCGCUGUCCCAUCCCGAAGGGAAUGUGGAUACACUUGAGCGAACACUGAAACAGCUUCAGAUUCUACAGGAGCGCUGCGCAGACGGUCAGUCAUUGUUGUCGUCAGUGCUGACCAGCAGAGAGCGGGUCAUCCUUUGGGGCGUACCCCAGAUUGAGGACAGAGCCCUUGACACGGCGCAGCGGGAGUGGGGGGCCUACCGGGGCCACCUGAAGGAGACCCAGACCCAGCUGAUCUCCACACUGACCAGACUGAGAGAAAUGAGCCAGAAGUUCCUCACCUUGGCUCACUGGCUUGAGGAAAUGGAGAAGGAGGCUGACUUGAGGACUCACCGGAGGUCAGACAGAAGCACUAAGGAGACUCAGCUGAAGCGACUCAAGUUGUGUCUUGAAACGGUGCUGAUACGGCAAGACGAAGUGGAUGGCCUCUCGUCUCUGGCCCAGCAGGCUUUGGAAGAAACCGACAUCAGCGGUCGCGUUAGCGUCACGGCAACCCAGCUCACUGCACGCUACCACUCCCUGCUGCUCAGCAUACAGGAGACCAUCAAGCAACUGCAGGAGGAGCUGAAGAGUAUACAGGAGGCCGAAAACCUUUGCGUGUCCUUCACCGAGUGGCUCAGCUCCACCCAGAAAAGCUUCACAGAAGUGACCGACACGUCGGAGCCUCUGGACCGCAACACACUUGAAAAAAAGCUGAAGAAAUUAGAGUGUCUACAGACAGAUCUGCAUCACGGUCACAGCUUCCUGAAGUCCCUGAGGGAGAGGGCCGAGCAGGCUGCAAACUUCCUGAACGAGGCUGGAGCCGAGAGCCUAGGAGGGGAGGUUGAGGCGCGUCUUUCCCAGCUGGAGGAGUUGGCGGGCUGGCUGAGGACUGAGCACAGCUUCCUGGAGCGUGCGUCGCUGCUGGCUAAGGAGUUCCAGGAGCGCUAUAAGGCUCAGGGCCAGUGGCUGGUGGAGACCAAGGCUUUGCUGUGCUUGCCGCCGGAACCCAAGGCCGAGUUUUACCAACGUAGGGGGCAGCUUACCAAGUACAAGGCUCUGCUGCAGAUGGUACAGGCCCACGACAGCUCCAUCAGGUCGGUGGUAGAGAAAGGUGACGCUCUCCUGUCAUCCGUUCAUUACCCUUCAGUCCGAGACAAAAUGAACAGGCUGCAAAAGGACUACACCGACGUCCGUAACACGGCCACGGCUCAUGUGGCGCAUCUGGAGGGCCAGGUGAGGGAGCAGGAAGCAUACCACAACGAGCUCCAGGAGGCGGAACGCUGGUUGCUGCAGAUGUCCAGCAGGAUAGUGACGCCUGACCCCAGCGUGAGCCGCAGCCUGGAGGCGGCCACUCAACAACUAGCCAGGCACAAGGCCAUCAUGGAGGAGAUAGCGGGUUUUGAGGAUCGCUUGGCAGGCUUGAAGCAGCGCGGGGACCACCUGGUGCACGGCUGUGACGAGCGCGUGCAGAGUAGGCUGAGACAGCAGGUCCACGCGCACCAGCAAGGCACCAGAGACAGCUACUCUGCCAUCUGCAGCACGGCGCAGAGGGUAUAUCAGAGUCUGGACCAUGAGCUACAGAGACAUGUAAGUCUACAAGACACUUUGCAGCAGUGCAAGACCUGGCUGACGUCUGCUUCCCGGGAGCCAGAACCUCCUGCGCUGACCCCUCUUGGCCUGGAAGAGGUGCUACAGCGGGUGAAGCAGGAACGGGCUCUCCAAGAGCAGGCCAGUACUUACCUCCAGCUCGUGUGCACCUCUUGUGACCUCUCUCUUCCUCAAGUGCAGGAGGUGGCUACAGGUGUCCAGCAGGUCAAACUCCAGAUCGAGGAGCGGAUGCUUCUCUGCGAGGAAGUUGCUGAGAGCUGGAGGAGCGUUGAGGAGCACAAGGCAGAUCUGGAGGUGCGGCUGAGAGAGACGGAGCAACAAUUUGAGAACCUCAUCAGGUGUCCUGCGGAGCUUGAGCCCAGAAUUGCACAGAACCAGCUGGACAAAGCACAGGAGUUCCUGCAGCAGGUGAGGGAGAAGCAAUCCGAGGUGAGCCGCUUGAACGAGGUCAUCGGUCAACUGACAGACGGACAGGACUGUGGUGCCCUGGAGGACGCGAGAAAGCUGCGCAGGAUCUGGAUCGAAAUGGGCCAGCGUGCCGAGGAGCAUGAGGCGGAGCGCGGCGAGGACAUGCAGCGCAGCGGCGAGUACCAGGAAAACGUGGCCACCGUUGAGGAGCUUUUGCAUCAAGUGUCCAGGGAGUGGGACUACCUUGCCAGGGCUGACACUGAAAGUACAAGGGAGCAUCUAGAAGCUCUGAGGAAGUUGUCAAGCGAUCUUGUGGAGCAGCGAGCAACACUGGAAGAUCUCCGGGAACAGAAACAAGCCAUCGUGCCUCGAAUAAGCCUGCUAGAUAAGGAACUGGUCAAACAACAGGUGGGUCAUCUGGAGCAGCGCUGGGCCCAGCUCGAGUCUCUCGUCCAGCAGAAGAUCCAAGACUCCUCUCAAACACUGGAGGAUCUGACAAGGGUGGAAACCCAGCUGAGGGACGCCCGCGAGUGGGUGGAAGAGCAACGGCCCGCGCUCACCUCAGCCCUGAAGACCAGCCCGCCGCCCGACCUGGCCCAGAGUUUCCUGUUCGACCACCUGAGCGUGUGCGUGGAGCUGGAGGCCAGACAGCAGCUGCUCGCUCAAGCAGUGAGCGAGGCGCAGGCCGUGGCAUCCAGGCUGGGGCUGAGUGAGAGGAAAAGCCUGCAGGAGCUGGUCGAACAAGCCCAGACUGAAGUGGAGGCACUGAAGGCUCGGGCGGCCCAAAGGAGGAAGUACCUCAGCAAGGCCUUCACAGAGAGGACUCAGUUCCUGCAGGGUCUUGGCCGAGCGCUCUCAUGGGUACAACAACAAGAGAGCAAGGCCCUGAUAGAUGACCAGAUUGCGCUCCUCCCGGAAGACCUGGCGAAAGAAGUGGCCGCGUGUCGUAGCAUCCAUAGCGGCCUUCGGGCCUACCAGAGGGAGCUGGCAUCUCUCUGGGUUCAAGGUCGGGAGCUGGAGAGGGACGCGACGGACAAAGAGCGAGCAGAAACCCUGGCAAAACUCCAGGAACUGCAGGGGGUCUUUGAAACGGCCCUCCAUAGAACCAGCCAGCGUGUUACAAUCUUGGAAAAAGCCUUGACGUCCAGGAAGUACUUCCAGGUUGACCUAAACAAGACUUGUCACUGGCUCAGACAAGCGGAAGCCAUCACCUUCCCCGAAAUCAACCUCAGCGACAUUGAGGACAGCUCGGAACUGCAAGAGCAUCUGUCGACGUUUCAAAAGGUCCUGGAACAAGCGUCGGAGAACGAGAACCUCCUGCUGAUCGUGCAGAGGAUAGGCCAGGAGAUCCUUCCCACUCUCAACGAGAUCGACCAUUGCUACCUGGACGAGCGGCUCAACGCCCUCCCCCAGCAGUACAACGGCAUCCUGGCGCUCGCCAAAGACAAAAAAGACAGGGUCCAGCAAGUAAUCCUCGACAGGAAGGAAUUCAGCACUUUUUUUGAGGUGACUCAAAGCUCCGUGGAGAGACUUCAGGAGCAGUUUGACAAUCUGGAGAAGAAGACUAUCAGUGCAAGUGAAGAGGAGCUCGUUUGCUUAAUGAAUGACUAUCGCAAAAUAGAUGAAAGUUUAGCACUGAUUAGCAGUGCAGUAAGAGAAGUGCAUUGUAAAAAUGAGGGCUUUCUCAGUUUGGGCCACACUUACAGAGCUGAGGAGACAUGUCAGCUGGUCCAUCUUCACACUACGUUGAAAAGUAAAACUAAUGAGACACUUAAACAAUUGGAUGAGGCCUUGAAAACACUCGUGGAACAUAACACACUACUGAACAGCUUUGACCAGGAACUUAAGUCCGCCAAAGACGACCUGGUCACACUCAAGUCGGACAAAGAAAUAGAUGUUAUAGAUAAAAUUGCAUCUCUUUAUGCCUUACUUGAAUGUCUAGAUGGUAUUUGCUCACAGGCCAAAGAAUGUUGCCAGCAAACCGACAAUCUGGGCUUGAGGUUUGACCCCGCUGCCUUGCAGAAAAUGACAGCCAGGCAUGAAUCGGUGCAGUCUUUGCACUCAGAUGUGAAACGCUGUAUUGAAGAAAGCCAAAAUGAUGUCGCACAAUACGAAGACUUCACAAGGGAGAUGGAGAAGAUGUCAGAAUGGCUGACAACUGUUAAAGACAUGCUGAAGGAACCACUGACCUUAACAGAAACCAAAGUUGAGAAGGUGCAGGAGAAAAUGCGGAAAGCGAGAAUCAUGGAAGAGGAGGUGGAGAGCAGAUUGAGGAUAACGGAUGCAUUGUUUAGUCGAGAGGAGCAAAGAUUUCGCAGUGGAAAGGAAACUGUUCCAAUCCACGUAGAGGAGAAACUGAAGGAUCUGAGGACACGGGGAGCUCAUGUCCAAAAGGAAAUUAGACACAAACAGGUGACUCUGGGUCGAGCUCUCAUUCUGGUCCAGAAGCAUCAGUCAUCACUGCAGGCCAUGCAGAAAUGUCUGGAUUGUGCAGCUGAUUUCCUCCAGCAUACAAGCGAAGGCGUGGAACUCGAGCACCACGCAGACUGGGUACAGAACCUGGAAGAAAUCAACGCCCAGGACAAGAAUUUGUCAGCUUUCGUAGAGGAGAUGAUGACCAUGGAGCCCCCUGUGGACACACAUGUGAUGAGCGAACUCAGAGGAGAAGUUGAAGCCUCGCAACUGCGGGGGACAGAAAUCAGACAGCAAAUGGAGGCCUACGGAGAAGUUCAUGAAAGAUGUGCCUCUCUCUGGGCCUCCUUCCAACACGAGAGAGAGAGGUUGGUGGAACAGAUGAACGCCAUGGCGAGCAAGAUGGCCGCGUUUGCCACGGCGAAAGCUGACAGUCUCCAGCAGGCGGAAGACAAGUGUGACAAAUACAAGUCUCUGGUGACUCACGCCGACCAGCAGGAGUUCGCCAUCAACGCACUGAAGGAGAAGGCGGCCGAGUUAGAGCAGCUCCUCACCGAUUCCGUUGUGGCCAUCGUCAAUCGUGCGCUCUCGACUCUAUGGCAACGCUGGAGCAGGCUCCGUGGUGUGGCAAGAUCCCAGGAGAGGGCACUGGAGGACACUGCGCGGGAAUGGAGAAACCUAUCAGAGAAGAUGGAAAAGGCGCGCUCCAUCUCAGCAGACCUCCACAGCCGCAUCCCAGACAGCACUGUGGAGAAGGCGGCCACCAGGGCGGCCCUCCAGAGCCUCCUAGAGUACCAUGACUCCUUUGUCCUGGAGGUGGAGAGGGAGCAGUCCAUCCUGGCUCUGCUGGGGCAGCAUGUCCUGGGCCUCAGAGGUGAUGAAGAGGAGGAAGAAGAGUUGCAGAGGAAGACAGAGAUUGGCCACCAGGAAACACGGUGCCUGCAUGAGAUCAAAAGUAUGCAGGAACAGUAUGACAGUCUUGUGUCCCAGGUUCAGGCCAGCAGAAUGCAGGUGCAACAGGAGUUGAGCGAGAGAGAGGAGGUGGAGAGGGAGCUGGUCUUGGUCAAAGGUUGGAUUCAAGACACUCGAGGCUUGCUCCUGAGCCCCACCGCCGACCUGGACACUCUGUUACAAGAGCUGGAGACGGCACACUGUGGGGUCAUCAGCAGACGUCAGAGCGUGGAGCGCAUGACGGAGAUGCAACAGUCCAAGUACCAGGACCUGCAGGCGGGUCUGCCCUCGGAGCUCAGCAUGCAGCUGGCGGAGGUGACGCUGGCUCUAAGCUCCGCCGAAGAUCAGGUCCAGGCCAGAGAACGAGAGGUGCAGCAGACACGGGACGUGAAAGAGGACUUCAGCUGCAGACUGAAGGACAUCGAGGCCAAGCUGAAGACCAUCGCGUUGAGAUUUGAAAUCAAGGGCGCCAGUCUGGAGGAGGCUAAAGAGGAGAACAGGAUUCUCCGUGAGGACUGUGAGUGUUGCGCUCACACCUUGGCCGAGCUGGGGUCGGCUCUGCAGGAGUUCGGCGAGCAGAACCCUCUGCUGUCCAAGCAACUGGGUGACGUAGUGACCAAAAUGGCCGAAGCACAGCGUCACGCCACACAGCAGGUCCAGGACAGAAGCAACAGGCUAAAGAAGGCAGAGAAGCAAAUGGCGGAAUAUCAAAGGGUGAAGGAAUUCAUUUUGUGUUGGACCGAAAAAGCAGAGACUCUGCUCUCUGGUAACAUCGUCUGGAGUCCAAUAUCACAACUACAAGAGCAAAUUCGAGCAUAUCAGACGUUGUUGAGGGAGUGUCGCGGUCUCCAUGGCGACCUGGAGGCCCUGGCAGAGCGGGAGGCGCAGUUGGGGGAUGUGCUGACGACCAAAGGGUGGAGCCAGCAGGUGAAGCACCUCAGUAGACGCACGGAGGAGCUGCAGGUGGCGGUUAAGACUCGUCUGCAGAAUCUGCAGGAUGCUGUUAAGGACUUGUUGCGUCUGGAGGCCGAGGUGAAGAGCCUCCACGCCGCUGUGGACCAGAUCCAAGUCACCCUGGCCUCCCCCGACCUCAACAGGCUCAGUCUGAGAGAGCAGCUCACACAGAGACAACGUUUGUUGGCCGAGAUGGACGGCUUCAAGCGGCAGGUGGCGGCAGUGCAGCAGUGUCAGAGCGCCCUCCGGCUUCCAGAGGAGGUGGUGGCCGCUCUGGUCGUCUGUCGCACAGCACAAAGCCUGCAGCAGGAAACCACCCAGCUGCAGCACACCACCAUCCAGCAGUGCAACAUCCUGCAGGAGGCCGUGGUGCAGUAUGAGCAGUAUGAGCUGGAGGUGAAGAACCUGCAGAGGUUAAUAGAAGAAGCCCAUCGUAUCAUUCAGGAUCGGCCCGUCUGCACCAGCAACAUUCAGGAACUCCAGGCACAAAUACACCACCAUGAGGAGCUGGCCCAGAAGAUCCGCGGCUACCAGGAGCAGAUCGCCUCGCUCCACUCCAAGUGCAAGAUGCUGACGGUGAAGGCGAAGCACGCCACCAUGCUGCUGACGGUCAGCGAGGCGGAUGGCCUCUCGGACGAGCUGAGCGACGACGACGUGCCCGGCGUCGGAGGAGCCGGCGACAAGCAGCUUCCUGCGCACCCCUCUGUUGUCAUGAUGACAGCAGGCCGCUGCCACACACUCCUUUCCCCUGUGACCGAGGAGUCAGGGGAGGAGGGCACCAACAGCGAGGUCUCCUCUCCCCCUGCCUGCCGCUCCCCCUCCCCUGGGGCUAACGCUGACGCUCCUUUUAAUCAGGGUCGAGGUGGUCUAAGUCGAGCAGCACUCCAGGAGCUAUACGACCCGUCUAUGGAGACCAGCACCGCCAACCUGGAUGACCUGCAGAGAUCCUGGGAAACGCUCAAGAACGUGAUAAGCGAGAAGCAGAAGAGUCUAUACGAAGCGCUGGAGCGACAGCAGCACUACCAGGAGUCCCUGCAGUCCGUUUCCAUCAAGAUGGAGUCCAUCGAGGCAGCGCUCGGCGAAGGCCCGGAGCCCGGCAAGACCCCCGAGAGCCAAAUGGCGACGCAUCAGGCUCUGAUGGACGAGAUCCUGAUGCUGCAAGAUGAGACCGGCGAGCUGCAGACGUGCUUCUCGGAGGAGCUGGCGGACGGAGACGGCAACGGCGAGCCCGCCGAUCAGCUGGCUCUGCAUUCCACCCUCACUGUGCUGGGGGAGAGAAUGGCCACCAUCCGGAUGAAGGCCUCCGGCAAACGGCAGCUUUUGGAGGAGAAGCUCAGCGAGCAACUAGAGGAGCAGCGUCAAGAACAGGCACUGCAGCGGUACCACAGCGAGGCCGAGGAGCUGGACCACUGGCUGCUCAGCACCCGCGCCACCCUCAGCUCGGCGCUUCACCUCCAAAACGAAGACCUCGACAUGGAGGAGCAGCUCAUUGACUGCCAGAACAUGCUGCUCGAGAUCGAGCAGAAGGUGUCGUAUCUGUCCGAGCUGUCGGUGCACAGCAAGAGCUUGCUCCUGGAGGGCCGGGCCGAGACCAAAGGCGAGGCGGAGCAGCUCACCCUCAAACUGCACUCCCUGAAGGACAGUCUGAUAGAGCUGCAGCAGAUGCUGCAGGACAAACAGGUGGACAUACAGGGUUCAUUGCAGGAGCAGGACGACAGCGAGCCGGACUCGUCUCUUUCGCAGAGCCCAAACGUGCAGGAUUGGCUCUCCCAGGCCCGUUCAUCGCGCACGCAGCAGCAUCACGACAACCUGCUCCGACAGAGGGAGCUUCAGCAGCAUGUAGCAGAGCAGAGGAGGCUGCUAAAGUCAGUGGCCAGCGUUGGGGAAGACUUACUCAGUCAACAGUGCACAACAAAUGGGGAUAGUGAGGUGUCUCUUCCUGUGGGGGUGUUGCUGGAGACAGAGAGCUGGUCUCACGGGGACCACUUGAGACAACGUUGGGAGAACUUGAACAAAGAUCAGAGCACUAAGCUGCAGCUCUCGCUCAACACACUGGAACACGAUCAGUUCAGCCCAAUCAUCCACCGGUCGCGUCUGACCAGUCCCAGCAUGGUGUUCAGAGGUGAGUCCGGCAGCCAGGACUCUCGCUCUCCCGCAGCUUUAUUUGAAGCCUGCAGCCAAGCUCUAGAAAGAAUCACUGAAGAGCCAGAAAGCGGUGACAAAAAGAUGGCGUUCUCUUCAGGUGGGAUGGAGCUCCAACAGAAUCUGUACGCCGCAGUGUCGGCCGCCUCCACCUGGUUGGACGCCGCUGAGAACGAGAUGCUCUCGGGCCCCGUGCUGCUGUCCGAAGACACUGAGACCCAGCUCACACAUCUGGAGUGCACUAAUAAAGAUCUGAAGGAGAUGAGCAGAGAGGUCAAUCAGUGCAGAGACCUGCUGGGUGGAGGUGCGGGCAGGUUGUGCGGAGGGGAGGAGCGAGCCUUGAUGAAGGACACCCUGGAGGGUCUGCAGGAGCGGAUGGGGCUGCUGGACUCCACCCUUGAACAGCAAUGCCACACCAUGAGGGACAGACUCCAGGAGCACUUAAACUUCCAGAAUGAACUCCGAAUGCUGUUCACCACUUUGAGCGAGAGUAAACACCUGCUGCUACAGAAGAUGGCCGCGAUAGUGGACAGGCCCGCGGCCAAGCAGAUCGAGACAUUAUCAGAGGUGGAGGACAGUCUGAAGGAGUUAGAGCAGAGAGUGACCGAGCUGAAGACCAAAGAUGAAGGGUUACAAUCUGACCGACUCACCCACCAGGAACUCCUCAAACUACAGGACGCAUACGAAGAGCUGCUGCUGAUGGUGGGCUCCAGACGCAGCGGCCUCAACCGAGCCCUGUCGGUCAAGGCUCAGUACGAAGCGGCCCUCCGAGACCUCACAGACCUGGUGGACACGGCCCAGGACAAGAUGGCCGCAGACCAGAAAAUGACAGUUGCCUCAGUUGUUGAGGUCCAAAUGUUACUGGACAAACACAAAGAGUUCUUCCAGAGUCUUGAAUGUCACAUGAUCCUCACUCAGACCUUCUACGGCAAAGUGUCUGGUUUGGUGGCACCGCGGGAAAGCCAAGUCCUAGAGGAGACCAUGUCUUCAGCUGACAGUGUCCUCAAACAGGCCCACAGGAGAGGGAUGGAACUGGAGAGCAUACUGGAGUCAUGGAGCAGGCUUAUGGAAGACUACCAGGCUCUGUGUAGACAGCUGGAGUCUGUCGAGUGCAGCGUUCCCACGGUGGGCCUGGUGGAAGAGACCGAGGAGAGACUCUUUGAGAGGAUCAAUCUCUACCAGCGUCUGAAGGCCAGUCUGACUGAGCAUCAGCCCCAACUGUAUCAGGUCCUGGAGGAGGGUAAGAGGCUACUUCUAUCUGUUAGCUGUUUGGACUUGGAGAACCAGCUGACCCAGCUGGGAGAACACUGGCUCUCAUCCACCACCAAAGUCAAUAAGGAGCUGCACCGCUUCGACUCCACGCUCAAACACUGGAGCAGGUACCAAAGGGAGUCGGCAGAAUUGAGCCACUGGUUACAGUUGGCUCUGGACAGACUUGAGUUUUGGACGACGCAGUCGGUCACUGUGCCUCAGGAACUGGAGACCGUCAGGGAUCACCUCUGUGCCUUCCUGGAGUUUUCCAAGGAGGUGGAUGCCAAGUCAUCAUUGCGUUCUUCCGUUCUGAGCACGGGCAACCAGCUGCUGAGACUGAAGCGGGUAGACACGGCCGGUCUGAGAACAGCCCUUGGCCACGUCGACACUCAGUGGGCCGAGCUGCUCACUCGCAUUCCCGUCGUCCAAGAGAAGCUCCAUCAGCUUCAGAUGGAGAAGUUGCCGUCACGACACGCCAUCGCCGAGCUCAUCAGUUGGAUCGCGCUUAUGGAGAACAUCAUAAACGAAGACCAGGACAAGAUCGCUGGAGCUGUGGGCUCAGAGGUGGUCCAGAACUUCUUGCAAAAGUACAAGGGGUUCCGCAUCGACCUCACUUGCAAACAGCUGACUGUGGACUUUGUCAGCCAGUCAGUACUGCAGAUCAGCAGUCAGGACGUGGAGGGAAAGCGCAGCGAUAAAACCGACUUUGCAGAGAGCCUUGGGGCUAUGAACAGACGAUGGCAGAUACUACAAGGGCUUAUCGCGGAAAAGAUUCAGCAUUUAGAAGGACUUUUGGAAAGUUGGCUAGAACACGAGAAUGGAGUCCAGGCCUUGAAAACAUGGCUGACACUCCAGGAGGAGAAACUGAAGAAGAGACACAGGAUAGAGGAUGUUGCAUCAGUGCAGAAUGCGCUGAAAGAUUGUCAGGAGUUGGAGGAACUUGUGAAGGAGAAAGCGAAGGAUCUAGAGAAGGCCGAGGAACGAGGAAACACUCUCAUCCAGGAUAAAAAAGGAGAAGCCUGCGCUGUUGUCAAGGAGACCCUCAAAGGACUCAACCAAUCCUGGGCUCAUUUGGAACACAUGAUAGGUCAGAUGAAGGUGAUGCUGCGCUCAGUGCUGGAACAAUGGACCUUAUACAGGCGUGCCGCGGAGGAGAUAGAUGGGUACCUGAUGGAGGGCAGGUAUUGUGUGUCCCGGCUGCACCUCAUCAGUGGCUCCUUGGAGGCUGUGCAGCAGCAGGUGGAGAGUCUCGAGAACCUACAGGAGGAGAUGGACAAGCAGGAGAGUAGUUUACUCAAGUUUGGCUCCGUCACCCAGCAGCUCCUCACCGAAUGCCACCCAUGUGUGGCGGAAACACUUAACAGAGCCCUGCGGGAUGUCAACAUGAGGUGGAACGAUCUACUAGAGCAGAUCUCGGAGCAGUUGAGGAACAGUAAGGCUUUGCUGGGGCUUUGGCAGCAAUACAAAGAAUUAUCCAGCACUUGUGCGAAAGCAGUGGAGAGGCAAGAGGAGCGUGCCGACCGCCUGCUCAAGAGCGCCACCGACAGGGACAUCACGGAAGAGGAGAGCAGCGCCUGGAUGAGGGACUGUGAUGAGUGUCUUCGUGAGCAGGAAUCCGUGCAGCAUUCCCUGCAGCAGCUGCAAACUUUGGGAGAACAGCUGAGGAGGCGAGUGGACGCCUACUCGUUCGCAGCCCUGCAGUCGGAGUACAUGUCACUGACGCAUCGCUUGUUGGCGCUGCCACACUCGCUACACAGGCAGCAGGAGGCGCUGCAGUGUGGCGGUCGGACCUGCGAGGGCUUCAGGGACCAGUUGGACGCGCUCAUUCAAACGGACGCCGAGGCCUCGCAAGUGUUGAAGGAGUCGGAGCAGCUGGGCUCGCCAGCGCUGAGUGACAUUCAAACACGUAUGGACAAACUAAAGGCGCCCCUGUCCAAGCUGAGCAGUCUGUCUCUAGACUUGGAGCGCGUCAACGUGCUCAUGUACAGACUGCCGCUCAGCGACGGAGACUUGAAACGUCUGCAGUGUCUGAACAGGGCGUGGGCGUCUCACUCCGCUCUCCUCAGCGAGAGGUUCAGUAAACUGCAGGCGGGGCUGCUCCUGCACCAGACUUUCCUGCAGAAAUGCGAAGCCUGGAUGGACUUCCUGUCUCAGGCGGAGCACAAACUGGCCGUCGAGAUCUCGGGCAACUACCAGAGUCUGCUGGAGCAGCAGCGAGAGCACGAGUUGUUCCAGGCAGAGAUGUUCAGCCGACAGCAAAUUCUUUACUCCAUUAUCAGCGAUGGUCAUAGUAUGCUGGACCAAGGCCAAGUGGAUGAUGGAGAUGACUUCAGUGUAAAGCUGGCCUUGCUGGCCAAUCAAUGGCAGGGCGUGGUGAGGCGUGCCCAGCAGCGCAGGGGCAUCAUCGACAGUCUGCUCCACCAGUGGCACAGCUACCACGAGAUGUCGGAGAAGUUGCUGCGCUGGCUCCAGGAUGUGUCGCGCGAGUUGGACGCGCAUCACCCAGGGGGAGAACCGGUCGCUCUGCAGCAGGCCAGGAACCUGCUGGAUCAAAUACAAACUCCCUUAGUUAACCUCUACCCCUUCGGUCCACUCUCCCUAUCCCGGCUCCUUCAGCUGCGCGAGCGCGUACUCCAAAGGCAACAGGGAAGCUACAUCGUGACGGUGGAGGCCGGCAGGAGCCUGCUGCUGUCGGCCGACGCCCAGGCCGAGUCCACGCUGCAGACGGAGCUGAUGGAGAUUCAGGAGAGGUGGAGGCACGCGCACCACCGCCUGGACCAGCAGAGGAAGGAGCUACACACUCUGCUCAAGAAUUGGGAGCGAUGCGAGAGAGGCAUCGACGCCUCACUGGAGAAGCUGAGAGCCUUCAAGAGGAAGCUGUCGACGCCGCUGCCCGACCAUCAAGACGAGCUGCACGCCGAGCAGAUGAGAUGCAAGGAGCUGGAGAAUAGUGUGGAGGGCUGGAACGAUGACCUCACUUCCUUGUUCCUCCUGAGGGACGCCUUGGUGGGCGUGGUCGGCAGCAAUGACGUCACGCUACUCCAGGAGCGCCUCCAGCUUCUGCAGCGCCAGUGGGAGGAAGUGUCCCACCAGCUCUCCCUGCGCAGGCAGCAAGUAAGCGAGAAAUUGAACGAGUGGGCUGUGUUCAAUGAAAAGAACAAGGAGCUGUGCGAGUGGCUGACGCAGAUGGAGAGCAAAGUCUCUCAAAAUGGAGACAUCGGCAUCGAGGAGAUGAUCGAAAAGCUGCGCAAGGACUACCAGGAAGAAAUCAGCGUGGCUGAGGAGAACAAGCAGCAGCUGCAGCUCAUGGGAAUACGCUUGGCCCGGUCCAGCCAGGAAAGCAAAGCAACCGACAUACAACACAAACUCAAUAAAGUCAGCGAGCGUUGGACACACCUCCUCGACCUCAUUGCAGCCAGGGUGAAGAAGUUGCGGGAGACCCUGGUGGCCGUGCAACAGUUGGAGAAAAACAUGAGCAGCCUGCGCUCGUGGCUGUCCCACAUCGAGACCGAACUAUCCAGGCCCAUCGUCUACGACACGUGCGACGAGCAGGAGGUCCACAGGAAGCUCAACCAGCAGCAGGUGCUGCAGAAAGACAUCGAGAGGCACAGCACAGGCGUGGCUUCCGUGUUGAACCUGUGCGAGGUGCUGCUGCACGACUGCGACGCCUGCUCCACCGAGAGCGAGUGCGACUCCAUCCAGCAGGCCACCAGGGGCCUGGACCGACGCUGGAGGAACAUUUGCGCCAUGUCCAUGGAGAGGAGGCUCAAGAUUGAGGAGACUUGGAGGUUGUGGCAGAAGUUUUUGGAUGAUUACUCCCGCUUUGAGGAGUGGUUGAAGACUUCUGAGAGAACAGCAGCGAUGCCCAACUCUUCAGGCGUCCUCUACACUGUCGCCAAAGAGGAACUCAAGAAGUUUGAGGCUUUCCAGCGGCAAGUGCAGGAGUGCCUGACCCAGCUGGAGCUGAUCAACAAGCAGUACCGCCGCCUGGCCCGAGAGAACCGCACCGACGCGUCCUGCCGUCUCAGGGAAAUGGUGCAUGAUGGGAACAGGAGGUGGGACAACCUGCAGAAGAGGGUGGCCGCCAUCCUACGGCGUCUCAAGCACUUCAUCAACCAGAGGGAGGAGUUUGAGACAGCUCGAGACAGCAUCCUGGUGUGGCUGACUGAGAUGGACCUACAGCUCACCAACAUCGAGCACUUCUCCGAGUGUGACGUGCAGGCCAAGCUUAAACAACUCAAUGCGUUCCAGCAGGAGAUUCACUUGAACAUGGGCAAGAUCCAGCUGGUGUUCAGGCAGGGCGACGCUCUGAUCGAAAAGAGCGAACCCCUGGAUGCCGCUGUGAUCGAAGAGGAGCUUGAGGAGCUGCAGAGGUACUACCAGGAGGUCUUUGGACGAGUCAACAGAUACUACAAGAAGCUUACACGUUUACCUCUGGCGGACGACGAGCUGGAUGGUUCCGACAUGGAGGACGGCGCCGACCUGUCCGAGCUGCAGUGGUGCGACUCAACGCCUCCUCGCACCUCCGGUCGUCCGGCCUCCGUGGCGGCCACCCUCAUUCGGGCGGAACGCUCGGGCCGGGACACUCCGGCCAGCGUGGACUCCAUCCCGUUGGAGUGGGACCAUGACUAUGACCUGAGCCGAGGUCUGGAGAGCCCGGGGGGACGCAACCACAGGGGAAGGAGCCGAGGGCAAGAGGAAGAGGAGGUGUAUUUGAGGACGGCUACUCCAGUGCUGUCAGACGUAGUUAUUCCAGAGAGUCCCGAGGCCUAUAUAAAACUGACUGAGAACACAUUGAAAUCGUCCUCCGGCGAUGCGGGACAGCUGGAGGCCAGCCUCAGACAACUGGACCAGGCCCUGGACGCAUCACGGUACCAGCUGCAAGCCAGAGAAGACGCCACCAGCCACUCCAGCCCCGAUGCUGACUCCACAUACAUGGGCUACAUGCGGCUGAUGGGAGAGUGUCGCGGCAGCAUAGACGCGGUGAAGAGAGCCGAGGAAGAGCUUACGGAGGACGAAGAUGACAUGCCGGGACUCACCAACAUGACCAGCACUGACAGUCAGAAUCCAGGCGUGAUCGAGCGCUGGGAGCUGCUGCAGGCUCAGUCGCUGAGUGACAAGCACAAGCACAAGCAGAACCUGCAGCAGUGGCAGCAGCUCAUCUCGGACCUGCAGACCAUGCGGGCGUGGCUGGGUCGCUGCGAGGCCGAACUGGGCCAGCUGCGAGGCCUGGAGCUCAGCACGGACAUCCACGCCAUCCAGCAGAAGAUCAAGAAGCUCAGGGAGCUGCAGAAGGGGAUGGACACUCACAAGUCGGAGGCCCUGUCUGUCAACCUGAGCAGCGCCGGCUUCCUCCAGUCGGAGCCUGACUCAGAGGAGGCGUGGGAGCUGCGGGACGCUCUGAAGGAGAUGAACGCGCACCGGGAUCGCCUCGGCAGCUCGCUGGAGGAGAGGAGGGAGGAGCUGCAGAGAGCGCUCAUGCAGUGCCAGGAGUUCCACGAGAUGAGUCACGGUCUGCUGCUGUGGUUGGAGAACAUCGACCGCAGGAGGAACGAGGUGGUGCCUAUCCCUCCAAACCUGGACUCGGAAACACUACGAGCUCAUCACAAGACACUCACGCAAAUCAAGGGCGAGCUGCUGGACUCGCAGCAGAAGGUGUCGUCCCUCCAGGAGCUGUCGGCUCAGCUGCUGGUCAGCACGGCAGCGGCGACGGCGACGCUCCCCCACUCCUCGGGCAGAGAGUGUCUGGAGGCGCAGGAGAAGGUGCACGUGAUCUGGAACAGGCUGCGUCUGCUGCUGCGCGAGGUCGACGGCGACCUGGACGAUCUACAGAGGCGAUUGGAGUGCCAGAGCCUGCGACAGGAUUUCUCACCACUGCCCGUCGUCGAAUCGAACAUCAGCGCUGUGUCCGCGGCUGCUCCUGCUCUUUCUGCUGCGUCCGAGUCAACCAAUCAAAGUUGGAGACCAUUGCCCCGAGGCAAAAGUAGUCAGGCCCCACCCGGACCCCCCGAGAGCGGCCCGCGCCACAGCCGCAGGAGGUCACCCACCGGCGCCGCUGGCUGCGUUUCCUCCCGUUCUGACCUUUCGGACGGCGUCUCGUCGCCAUCCUCCCCCUCCUCCAAGCAUCCGUCCUUCCUGCACAGGGUCCUGCGGGCAGCGCUGCCCGUGCAUCUGCUUCUCCUGCUCCUCAUCGCCCUAGCCUGCAUGGUGCCCAUGAGCCAGGAGGACUACAGCUGCCACCACGCCAACAACUUUGCUCGCUCCUUCCACCCCAUGCUUCGCUACACCAACGGACCUCCGCCCAUAUAGCUGCUUUUGUUUGUAAUCUCAAGGACUCCUGUGAUUGUGCCCUUUUCACCCUGUGCCCUACACCAACAUUAUACUACGACCAGGACGUGAGAACAAUAUGUCAACGGCCCUUUAAGAAGUACUUAAGAACCUUCAUUAAAUAUUUUUUAUUUUGCUAUAUGUAUGUAUAUAAAUGAAGGUUGUUUUUCCCCCCAAUGAGGAGGAACAAAGCAGUAUUUAUAUACACUCAAUGGGAGCCAAAGUCUUCCCAGUUCUGCUACUAUUUAUUGGGUUCGAUCAGCUAUGAAGAUUAGUCAAGUGUGUACCUUUAAUAACGAAUACACACCACAGGAAACAGCCACUUUGAAAGUUAAAGGAAAACAAAUGUGACGUGGAUAACCACAGCUGGUUUAUUUACAUUUACGGAGUGAAAAUGCCCGGAUGUUUCUUCGCUUCCGGGAAUAAACACCAGGAUGUCACGACCGGUUUGCUAGCUAACUUGGGACGUGCUACGCUACGUCGCUGGUGAGGGAAAAAUAAUUAGUUCUUUUGCUCAAAACUUGCCGUUUUAAUUCGUAUGAACUACGUUUUGACCACGUUCUUGUUAGCUUUGUUAGGGUGCGUCGGACCACUUGUUUGAAAGGUACUGCACUGACGAACUGAAAAGUAAAGGGUUUUGAGACAUAAUAACGGCUGACUUCUCCCCGCCAAAUGUCAAGGCCUGUGUUCAUUUUUAUUUUUUAUUUUUUGUAUGUUCAGUACUAUUUAAUCAUUUGGGGCAUUUGUGAUGAAAACAAAUACACGAAUUUUGAUACGAAUUUGUAUUAAGAAAUGCUGAUUUUUUUUUUUUUUUAAAUCUUGUUUGCGCAUGCACUUGAAAGUCCCCCAAAGCCAAACAAUCACUGGUUGUGAAGCUAAUAAUGAGCUUGUAUUAUUAUCAUGAUAAUUAUUCCAGAGUGAUCAGGACAUGGGAAUCGCUACUUUGUUGAAACACGAUGAUGUGUAAAAAAAAAAAAAUAUAUAUAUAUAUAUAUGAAAAUUGUUAUUUAUGUUUGUACAGUUUGCUAACACUGAAUACUCUUUGCAAAUAAAACAAUGAAAUAUUAA